AUGGAGGAGAAGUUGAAAACUCUACGAAAAACUCUCUCAAAUAAGGAAAAGCUGAUAAGGAAAAGGUUACACAUGGUCACCACGUUGACAAUGGAGGGUCUGGCGAGUCACGAAAUAAAAGGGCAUUUAGAACUUGCAGAAAGUGCAUUUACAAUGUAUGCAAAUUCACACGAUGAGCUGUCCUUGUUGGUCGAGGUCAACUCUGAGGUUGAUUUUAUGACUGACGCCUUGGGAGAGGUAUCUCGGACGUUCAUUAAAAUCAAGGGGAUUUUGCAAAGUACAUUAGACUUAAGGCAAACUACACAGGAACCUCAAAACGAAAAUACACUUAGUGAACAAGGGCAACAAUCCAUCAGGUUACCUCCCAUGAGCCUGCCUUCAUUCACAGGAAUAUUGGAAGAUUGGUAUGCUUUCAAUGACCAAUUUGCAUCUCAAUUAUCUGGAGGCUUGGUCUUUGUUGACAAACCGUUUGAUAAUGAACGUCUUAUUCUACAAGUAUACUUAAAACAUUUGUUCAAUCAACCACACAUUCAGAGUGAAGCUGUUAGUUCUUUGAAGGCGUUGGUUGAUACAACAAAUAAACAUCUUAGAGCAUUAAAAGUAUUAAAACAACCCACUGAGUCUUUGAAUACAAUUGUAAUUUACCUUAUAUCAUCCCGUUUACCAAAUGAACUCAGAAAAGUAUGGGAAAUUGAAUCAUCUGCCUAUGAGUUUUCAUCUUGGUCACAAAUGUGUAAAUUUAUGGAUAAAAGAAUACACGUGUUAGAUUUAUUACAACUACAAUCAUCCAGUACACCCAGAUCUAAGUUUACCAACAAAUGCAACAGUCAAGCAACAACUCAUGCUGUGACUAUAGCACAAGGUAAUAAGCAGCCAUGCAAUAUUUGUUCACAGCAUCAUAUUAUUUAUCAGUGUAAUUUAUUUAUGAAGUCAACAGCGAUUGAGCGACAUGCAUUGGCUAAGAAGGCCAAAUUGUGUAUAAAUUGUCUACUGGCCUCACAUUCUUCCAGUCAAUGCUCAUCUGAUAAAACAUGUAAAGAAUGUGAUCGUAAACACCAUACAUUUCUACACUUUGGCAACUCUAAGGGCGAAAAAAAUACUUCUGAAAUGCCCACGUUUACUAUCAAUACACAACCAUCGACAUCUAGUGGAAUAGACACUGUGGCAGUUAAUCAUGGUGCCUUAAGAGAAAAGUCAACUGUCAUAUUAUCAACAGCAGUGGUGCGCGUACACGGACCAAGUGGACGGUCAGAACUAUGCCGUGCAUUAAUAAACACUGCAUCAGAAUCACAUUUUAUUACUAAAGCCUUAGCAGGUCGGUUAGGUUUAAAAACAUUGCAUCAGCCAAUGAUAAUUGAUGGUGUAUCAAAUGCUUCUACAACCACAUCUCAAGUUUCAAUGUUAAAUAUUUCUCCUAGGACGAAUGGUAAACAAAUGACGUUAACUGCCUUAGUGUCUCCUAAGAUAACUGUUGAUCUACCCACUGUAGCCGUGGAUGUUUCACAGUGGACUCAUUUAGAACAGGUUGAGUUAGCAGAUCCAACAUUCCAUGUGCCCAACAAAAUCGACUUACUCAUAAGUGCUGAAUACAGUCUGGAUAUAAUGUUAGAUGGUAAAAUACAAGGACCCAAAGGUACGCCGUCGUUACACAACUCUAUCUUUGGGUGGAUAGUAUGUGGAAAAUUAUCUAAACCUCACAAUGAACUGUCAAUGUUUAAGUCGGUCACGUGUUGUACCACUACAGUUGAAUCACUUGUGAACCGAUUUUGGGAACUGGAAGAGGUACCACGCCUUACAUGUAUGUCCAAAGAAGACCAACAGUGUGAAGAGCACUUCAUUGAGACAUUUACUCGAGACGGCUCUGGUCGUUACACUGUAAGACUUCCUUUUGUUAAAGAACCACUGCUAGUGAACAAUUCUUACCAGCUCGCUGUUCAACGCUUGAAGAAAGUCGAGAGAAAUCUGCAGACCAAACCUGCCUUACACCAACUCUAUAAGAUCAUUAUGCAACACCUGUGGAAGAACAAGUUGGAUUGGGACGACCAGCUGCUUGACACACUGAUAAAAUGGUGGUCGGAUCAUCGAUUUUCCUACAGUGCUCUUCGCUCCUUUGAAUUGCCACGGCAUUGCAAUGACGAACACACUCAGGUAACCACAUAUAGUCUGCACGGUUAA
Messenger RNA from Acyrthosiphon pisum (pea aphid), 2175 nucleotides. RefSeq lists its product as uncharacterized. Lineage: Eukaryota; Metazoa; Arthropoda; Insecta; Hemiptera; Aphididae. The transcript is spliced from 2 exons. The coding region runs from base 1 to 2175 and encodes 724 amino acids. The record is from RefSeq and is a predicted model, not a curated record.